AUGCCAACCCUCCGGUUACUUAGAGGAAAUAGUAUUUCCUUGGGAGACGCCCUAACUGACGAUGACAACAUCCUGCACCGCUUAGACUAUCCGCAAAAGCAGGAGGACUUUUGUGAAAUCGAAUCAGUGGUUUCAUUCCAUCUUGGCGUAAAACAUUGUCAAGUCGCCGACCAAGCUGAAUGGUUAUGUGGAAGUUACAACGUCUGCAUUCCAGUUUAUAUCAACCUACCAUCAGAAAAUUGCGUUCUUAUUCGAAUCCCACGGCCUUAUAAAGUUGGAGAAGAGAACAUUCCCGGGAAUGUCGAUGAAAAAUUACGCUGCGAAGUUGCCACGUACAUUUGGAUACGUGAAAAUUGUCCGGAUGUUCCAAUUCCCACCCUGUAUGGGUUUGCAUUUCCAAAUGGGCAGACUUUUUGUGACGGACGGUCAAAUGCUCUCCAAUACCUGGGCAGAGCACCUCCUGGUGACAAGACACGAAGGCAGACUCUUUUCGGUGAUAUUGCGAAGAUCAUGCUUUCACUUGAUCGGGUCAAAUUACCGCGAAUCGGAUCCUUGACUUUGGAUGACGAUGGCUUGAUUGAGUUGAAAAAUCGACCUCUAACAUUACGACUCCAAACGUUCGAAAAUGAAGAUAUCCCCACAAUACCAAGGAAUUCUACGUACCAUUCUGUGGAGCCUUAUAUUUUGGAUCUUUUGCAGCUCCACGACAACCGCAUUCAUCAUCAGCCAAAUGCAAUUCAUAAUCUGAAUGACGGCUAG
Penicillium concentricum is the source of this 759-nucleotide messenger RNA. RefSeq lists its product as uncharacterized. Bases 1 to 759 code for a protein of 252 amino acids. NCBI's taxonomy places the organism in Eukaryota, Fungi, Ascomycota, Eurotiomycetes, Eurotiales, Aspergillaceae. The transcript has 3 exons. The record is from RefSeq and is a predicted model, not a curated record.